Molecule: messenger RNA, 839 nt
Organism: Coccidioides immitis RS
Lineage: Eukaryota; Fungi; Ascomycota; Eurotiomycetes; Onygenales; Onygenaceae
Product: compass component sdc1
Exons: 3
Coding region: 82-624 (180 amino acids)
Source: RefSeq, a predicted model, not a curated record
CGGACGGGAGGGCUUGAUCUGCGUCGAGAUUCCGCAAUUGCAAGUUAACAGGGACAAUGAGUGGAUCCUGGCAAGGCCCAUAUGACUGACGUACCUUCCAAUCCUUCCUCUUCGACAACGCAGCCAGCUGGGUUGGCAUCUCCGACUUCCCUGAGCUCCAACGUCGCGCACAAAGGCGCGUCUCCCAUCAUGGAUAACCAACAACGGGAGAUGCCGUCUGCAUUGCAGAAUAACACGCUCUCAGAGCAGUUACCCAGCUCUGCUUCCUCGUCCCACUUCCCUGCUGCUCCCAAUUCCACUACUGCGUCCUCACACGACGGUGUACCUCCCUCGCAACCAACCCCGACAGAUCGCGACGUUGUAAUGGGUGGGCCAGCAAUGCGAAGCACCAUUCCGGCGGUCGAUGCGAACAACGUUCCGGCUUCGGCCAUUUCACAGGUCAGAGCUGGCGGCGCUCCAGCGCGCAUAUACCUGAACGAAAAGAUUGUCCCUUACUUGCUUGAGGGGAUGAAGCCGUUGGCAAAAGAUCAGCCGCCAAACCCAUUGCGAUUACUCGGCGAAUAUCUUAUUGCGAAAAGUUUGGAAGUCGGAGAACCCUCGAAUGAUCGGAUCUCGAGUACCUGAUGAUUGGCUGGUUGUUCCUCGCAGACUUGUAUCAUGAACUGGGAUUAAACCGGAGAGGUUUCAUCGUUUUAGGACCUUCCUGAAGUCACGAAAAGAGGGUUAAUAGCGAAUCUAGAAGACCACGGCUCAUGGAUCGAGACCGGUCUUCGGGCCACGCUAAUGUAAACGGAGAAUAGUUUGUAUGCUGUAAUGAAGAUCCAGCUAAGUUAGAAAAG